CGUAUUACGAAGGCAGGAUGUGCAAGUCAGUUAAACACAAAAACAAAAAAAAUAAUUGAAACUGUUCCACGGCAGAAUCAGCAAUUGUUUACGCGAAACACUGAAUUGCCAAGGCUGCAAAAAUUAACACCUCAACAGCCGAGAGCACUGUGGAAGCUGAGGUUGUGGGAAUUUGAAGGGUCAGUUGAUUCAGUUGUUCGUGAUGCUGUCGGUGAUGUUGCUGGUGAUGCUGUUGGUGUUGUUGGUGAUGCUGUCUGUGAUGUUGCUGGUGAUGCUGUUGGUGUUGUUGGUGAUGCUGACUGUGAUGUUACUGGUGAUGCUGUAGGUGUUGUUGGUGAUGCUGUCUGUGAUGUUGCUGGUGAUGCUGUUGGUGCUGUUGGUGAUGCUGUCUGUGAUGUUGCUGGUGAUGCUGUUGGUGUUGUUGGUGAUGCUGUCUGUGAUGUUGCUGGUGAUGCUGUUGGUGUUGUUGGUGAUGCUGACUGUGAUGUUGCUGGUGAUGCUGUCUGUGAUGUUGCUGGUGGUGCACCGCUUUCUGGUGAUUUAGAUUGUGACGGUGAUUUGUUUGAUGAUGAUUCGGAUAGAGUUGCUGCUAUGCACCAUGUCAGAGCAAGAAGAAAAAUGAGUUUCUUCAUCAUUUCUGCAACGCAUAAAGAAAAACCUUUUCCACUGAAUUGA
Messenger RNA from Mesocestoides corti, 675 nucleotides. The record is from the annotation of a GenBank genome assembly. NCBI's taxonomy places the organism in Eukaryota, Metazoa, Platyhelminthes, Cestoda, Cyclophyllidea, Mesocestoididae.